AUGUCUUCCCGCACAUUGAGCGGCACAGCGGCGACGCCUCCCCCAGUAUUGCGUCGAAAUCGCCAGGUCAACCGUGGCAACACGAAACGCCGCGGUGCCAGAGCUGGUCCCACGAAUGAUCGACGUACUCUACGAGGUAGUUCGAACGUCCGACAAACUCGCCCUAGCGACACGGAGCAGGAUGGUGCAAAAAGCCAGCCUGGCCGAGCACUCCGGAAGGGAACAAUUCAGCAGACUCGCCCCUUCAAGUUUGAGAAGCAUCAACACAACUUGGUUCAGAGCGGCGGGAAGGAUGUGAAGGUUGAGACAAUUGAAGAAGCAGUCCAGCACGACAUUGCCGACACUCCAGAGCGACCGGCCAGAAAGAGGGCCAGAAGAUCGACUACAGGCUCCGAAAAGGUUACAACCAUGAGCUCAAAGAUUAGAAAGCGUCGCCGGUCGGUCUCUUUCGACGACUGCAGUGCAUCGACUAAGCUUUGCGGCACCACACAAAGUGAUCAUGCUCGAACAACAUUGCGAGUCUGGCUAGACGGUUUUCCUGGCGCUUCAACCCCCACCACACUUAGAGAUUGUGACGACUUGGAUAAGCUCAUUACCUUCGUUUUGAAAUCGUGGGAGUGGAGCUUCAAUGGCAGAGUGUUCCACUACGCCAUUGCUUCCUUCCCGUGGAUGAGUACCGAUUCGAACAUUUUGAUUCGACCAGGUCUGGAGGAUAGUUUCCGCAAGAUGCUUUGUGAGAUCGAGAAUUCACCAGUGUGGGCAGACCAGGGGCUCCAGGCGACAUGUGAAGUGAAAAUCACGGUUUACCUACAUACUCCGAACCACGAAUGGGGCUAA
Molecule: messenger RNA, 837 nt
Organism: Capronia coronata CBS 617.96
Lineage: Eukaryota; Fungi; Ascomycota; Eurotiomycetes; Chaetothyriales; Herpotrichiellaceae
Exons: 1
Coding region: 1-837 (278 amino acids)
Source: RefSeq, a predicted model, not a curated record